CUUCGGAGAGAAUAGCUCCGCCCCUCUUGGGGCCUGAAUGAAUUUGGACACGUUAGCUAAAAGUUUGUGAUGUCUCUCACAUUGCCGGAAAUCCUCAAGCCUGUUUUUUUUAGUUGUCUGGUUUUUCAGAGGUGUAACUAAUUUUCAUAUACUCCUUCUUGUUUAGUGGAGAAAACACAUAUCAGAACGCCAAGCAUUUUUAUUCUUUUCUGAGAUUUUUGCCUAUUUUGAAUCAGGCACUUGAAAAAGCACCACAGGAAGCGGUCGCCCCUCCGGCUGAAAAGCCAAGCCGCGGCUGAGUCUUUUGGUGACGGUAACCGCCGCACAAGUUGGGCGUUUUGCUGCCGGGUCUGCUCCCUCCUCAGCUCCAGUGAUGCCGGGCCCUACUCCCAGCGGUACCAACGUGGGCGCCUCGGGCCGGUCUCCCAGCAAAGCUGUGGCCGCCAGGGCCGCGGGGUCUACAGUCAGACAAAGGAAAAAUGCCAGCUGUGGGACCAGGAGUGCAGGCCGUACUACUUCAGCAGGCACAGGGGGUAUGUGGAGAUUCUACACUGAAGAUUCCCCUGGGCUCAAAGUUGGUCCUGUUCCAGUAUUGGUAAUGAGUCUUCUGUUCAUUGCUUCAGUGUUUAUGUUGCAUAUCUGGGGCAAGUACACACGUUCAUAGACUCGGCUGCAUCCAUCUUUCUGUCAGCAAUUGUAUUCUGGACCAAAAGCAUGGUGGACUUUAUAUGCAUGAAGAGAGACCUUUUUUGAAAGCUUACUGUUUUAUAAGGAACUUAAAAAAAAUUACAAGUUGAUUUUCAAGACCUUUUUUAAUUUGUCUAUAAUGAACUUUAAAAUUUUCUUUAUAUCCUAACUCUGUUUUCUGAAGCCCAUCCUGUCACAGUUUUCAUCUGCCUAAAGAUUUACAGAUCAGGCAUAAUAAAAUGACAAGUACAAAUGGAA
Molecule: messenger RNA, 945 nt
Organism: Sarcophilus harrisii (Tasmanian devil)
Lineage: Eukaryota; Metazoa; Chordata; Mammalia; Dasyuromorphia; Dasyuridae
Gene: SEC61B
Product: SEC61 translocon subunit beta
Exons: 4
Coding region: 374-664 (96 amino acids)
Biological process (GO): intracellular protein transport
Cellular component (GO): Sec61 translocon complex
Source: RefSeq, a predicted model, not a curated record